AUGCAGCACAUCCACAGCAGUUCUGGGCCUGACUGUAGAGUAGGAAGUGAACAUGCAGUCAUACAAGCUGAAAACAUUUUCAAGAGAUCUUCUCAGAGGCGAUACUCUCAGCUGAAAACUGAAAAAGAUAAAACUUUCCAUAAAAUGAGGCAAAAACGUGCAUUCCUAGAACACUUUAGGAGAAAGCUGGACUCGAGCUACUCUAUGGAAGGGGAUAGAAACUAUACCUCAGUUGUUGUUUUCAUUUUCCUGGGACUCACAGAUGAAAAAGACUUGCAACUGCUUCUCUUUCCAGUCUUCCUAGGGAUCUAUCUCGGGACCUUAUUGUGGAACCUGGGUAUCAUCAUCUUGAUCAGGAUGGAUUCCCACCUGCACACACCUAUGUACUUUUUUCUCAGCGUUUUGUCAUUUAUAGACAUCUGCUAUUCUUCUUCCAUCAGCCCACGUAUGCUUUCAGAUUUCUUCAAAGAUGAAAAAACAAUUUCUUUCAUUGAUUGCGCCACCCAAUACUUUUUUAUAUGUUGGAUGGGUCUCUCUGAAUGUUGCCUCUUGGCCACCAUGGCCUAUGAUCGAUAUGUCGCAAUUGGUAACCCUCUACAGUACUCAACAAUCAUGGCCCCUGAUUUUUGUCAGAAGAUGGCUGCUGGGGCUCUUGGAACUGGUUUUGUUUGUAGCUUACUUGAAAUAUCCUCAUGCUUUAGUCUCUACUACUGUGGACCAAACGUUAUUCAACAUUUCUUCUGUAAUAUACCCCAGAUUGUUACCUUGUCUUGCUCAGAUCCUUUCAUGACCCAAAUGAUCAUUUUCCUGGUAGCACUGUUUGUUGGGUUUGGUUCUUUGCUCAGUAUCCUGUUAUCCUAUAGUUUCAUUGCUGCUUCUAUCUUAAAAAUAUCCUCAGUGAAGGGUAGUGCCAAGGCCUUUAAUACCUGUGCCUCUCAUCUAGCUGUUGUGACCCUCUUCUAUGGCACAGCCCUCUCCGUGUACAUGAGUCCUACUUCUAGUCACCCUGAUAAGCAGGACAAGGUGAUGUCAGUAUUCUAUACUAUCAUUAUUCCCAUGUUAAAUCCUCUUAUCUAUAGUCUGAGGAAUAAGGAGAUCAAAGAGGCCCUGAGAAGAGUGAUGAAGAGGGCAAGACAUUAA
Molecule: messenger RNA, 1140 nt
Organism: Suncus etruscus (white-toothed pygmy shrew)
Lineage: Eukaryota; Metazoa; Chordata; Mammalia; Eulipotyphla; Soricidae
Product: olfactory receptor 5A1-like
Exons: 3
Coding region: 1-1140 (379 amino acids)
Biological process (GO): sensory perception of smell; G protein-coupled receptor signaling pathway
Cellular component (GO): membrane
Molecular function (GO): olfactory receptor activity; G protein-coupled receptor activity; odorant binding
Source: RefSeq, a predicted model, not a curated record